UGGACACAGAGAGACUUGUAAGCGUCGUCUAUGGCCGAAUCCGUUGGUAAGCAAGUGCUCUCUGCAGUGACGGAGGGGCAUCAUCAUCUUCAGCUGCAACAGGCCAAGCACAAGGAUCAUCAACAUCAACAGAAAAACGCUACCGUAGGUAGCGGUAGCCAUAGUCACCAUAGCGAAAAUCGCCGUUCUCGAGCAGCAAAGUCUUCAAAAGUAAGCUCGACCAAAAUCAGCUUGCCCUCUGCCCAGGAACAGCCCGAUUGCGCCGCUUUACAACAGUCUGCCAAACUGCUGGUACAUUCAGAUACGAUCGAGAAAGCAACAUCACAUCGUAGCGUUAAACGUAAGCACAGUUUACCGCAGAUUGGCGCAACAGAAGCACUACAUAGUGCUAGCACAAGCACCCUAUCGGUGGAUCAUCCAGUUGCGAAACGGCAAUCCUUGAAUUCUAAAGCAGCACCCGACACGCAGCCAUUGGUUGCUGCUGUUCCGGUAGCUUAUCGUACCAGAUCUCGUACAACUUCCAAAGAGCUUGUGUUUACCGGAACCUGUAGCAGCACCGCGGUUAGUCCAAGUAGUACGGGCGCGUACGGUUUCGAUCUCAAACACCAACAGCAGCAGCAGCAGCUGCAACAAGAGGUGCAAGAGCUACAGCAAACAUUUGCUUCGCCUCCAAAACCUGCAGACUUACGCAAUAGUCGUACCAAAUCAUCCACAAAAACAUCUCACUCAGAACCUAGGGUUUCGGGAUUAGACGCCGAGCCUGGUUCUUAUGAAAGUACAAAACCCGCGAGCAGUAGUACAAUAUUCGUUGAGCACUGUUCGACAUCCGAUAGUAUCAAUCCACCGACAUUCGUUUCUUCUUCCCUGCCAACAGUUGUUCAAUUAACUGAUAGAACUGCAUCAUCUGAAUCUGGUUCUACUGUUGAAGUGCAGCAGCCAAAGGCAAAACGAGGAUCAUCUUCUUACACAAAUCGAGGUAGUGGAGACAAUACCUGUCCUGCCUCAUCGAUCGCAUCUUCGUCACGUGGAAUUAGCAAAAAUAAGCAUCGUAAAUCCACAAACAGCUCAUCAUCGUCGAAGCUUUUGAAAAAAAUUACCGACCAAAGGUAUUUGUUGACGGAAGAGACCAAAGUAGCGUCAAAGGCAACUAUCAAACUAGGUCAAAAGCGUACGAAAAGCGAUCGCAAGUUGCAGCAAGAAUCUACAUCAGCAGCUUCGCGCCCCUCAUCAUCAGAAAUCCCUACGUCGGAGGCAGCGGCGGAGUCGGCUGUGGAAGUAAUCACAAUUCGCAACUUGCGGUCACAUCAACAUCUGCAACAACAGCAGCAACAUCUAACUUUAACUGCAACCGUUAACGAACUUGGAAUCGUGACCGGUGCGCAGGUAUCCUCGAACGCAGUUUCGUCUGCAUCAGUUCCCUGUUAUUCUGCUUCUCCUUCUACGUCCGGUGGUGCGCAAGUGCCCAAAAAGCGCCAGAAAGUGGGGGGGGAUCACAAUAAUCACCAUAACCACCACCCGCACCAACAACAUCAGCAACAGCACCCGAACCUGGGGGCAAGACUAGCAUCGCGUAGUAGUGGUGGUAGGGAGCAACAUAACAAUCACCACUUACCAAGCCCUGUUGGUCUGCAGCAUUACCAGCAGCAUCAGCAAUCGCAACCACUACCACAACCGCAUCAGCCGCCGCAUUUGGUUGUCCAUCACCAGGGGCAACAGCAGUUGUCGCAACACUACGCUCUACAUUCCCAGCAGCUUCCUCACUUUGCCACCCAACAGCAACAACAGCAGCAUCAGCAACACUUUCACCAUUACCAACAGCAACACUUACCAUCGCAUCCGCAGCAAAUACUUCAUCAGCAGCAAGUUGUUGCUGUGCCAGAAGCGAGCGGACUUCAUCACACGCAGCAGUACGAAAUAGCGCAGCCAGGUCGCAGUAGUGGAGGUUUACUAAGACGCAGUUCUCGGGGCAAGAGUUCCCAUUCAUCCGCAACCACGGGGUCUUGCGUUAGUUCAAAUCCAACCAACAAUCCCUACCACCAGCCGCAAUCGCAAUCAGCGUCAUCAUCGCGGUCCGGUAGCCAUCAUCAUCAUCAUCACCGAGGUGGUGGUGGUGGCGGAGUACCAAGCGGUGCCGUGCAUUUGAGCAACGCGGCCGCGGUUAUCGCUGGCACUUCCACCUCGAAAGGAGGUCCAUCAAAGGGGACGAUCCUUUUGGCAACGAGUUUCGACGGAGGCGCUAUUGGUGGGGGUGGCGGUGGUCCCUCUACCUCGAAUGCGAUGGCCAACGAUGGUUCUCGUAAUAACAAUAACAACAAUAACAACAGUGGAGUCAACGAUGUAACGAACUCGUCGCAUCAACAGCAGCACUCCCAAUCUCAUCCGUUCAUAAAACUGACGAAAGCAACACUGGGUGGUUCAGGGUCAUCAUCGGCUUCCGCGUCGGGAAUGCCACCGCAUCAACCCUCCUCGUCAUCUUCUGCGAUGGUGGAUGUGAAUAUGCUGCAUGCGACUGGUUCAACAGGAGGAGGAGCUGCCGCUUCAUCAUCGUCCAGUUCGGCAGCGGUGAGCGGUUCAGCAGUACCACCCCAUCCUGACUCAGAAAGUGACGAUAGCGAGGUAGGCCGCUUGCAAGCGCUUUUGGAAGCACGUGGUCUUCCUCCACAUCUCUUUGGAGCGCUUGGGCCACGGAUGCACCAUCUGCUGCAUCGUACGAUGGGAACUAACAGCAGUUCGUCGAAGGCCCAACAGCUGCUCCAGGGUUUACAGUGCCCAGACGAAAGCCAGCAGUUGCAGGCUGCCAUCGAAAUGUGCCAAAUGUUGGUAAUGGGCAAUGAGGACACUCUGGCCGGAUUCCCGAUCAAGCAAGUAGUGCCGGCACUAAUAACACUGUUACGUAUGGAACACAACUUCGACAUUAUGAACAACGCGUGUCGUGCGUUGGCUUACAUGUUGGAAGCUCUGCCCCGCUCAUCCGGAACUGUGGUCGAUGCAAUACCAGCAUUUCUUGAAAAACUUCAAGUAAUUCAGUGCAUGGAUGUGGCAGAACAAAGCCUAACGGCUCUUGAGAUUUUAUCCCGACGGCACAACAAGAGCAUCCUACAGGCAAAUGGCGUCGCUUCCUGUCUGACGUUUCUCGAUUUUUUCUCGAUCAACGCACAGCGUGCAGCCUUGGCUAUCACUGCGAACUGUUGUUUGAAUCUACAUGCUGAGGAAUUUCACUUUGUGAAAGAUUCGUUAGCGCUUCUGGCACGAUUGCUGGCACAGCACGAUAAAAAAAGCGUCGAGAGUAUCUGUACGGCUUUCUAUCGCCUGGUCGAUAGUUUCCAACAUGAUCAAACGGUCCUGCAGGAGAUCGCGAGCAUGGAGCUGUUGAAAAAUUGUCAACAGUUACUGGUAGUAACACCGUCUGUACUGAACAGUGGGACCUUUACGAAUGUUGUGCGCAUGCUGAGCGUGAUGUGCGCAAACUGUCCGGAUCUAGCAAUAACUCUUCUGAAGAAUGAUAUUGCUUCAACAUUGCUAUACCUGCUGACAGGGUCGGCGGAUGCGGUGACUACAGAUGUCGAGCUGGUUCCCCGCAGUCCCUCGGAGCUGUACGAAAUAACUUGCUUGAUCGGAGAGCUAAUGCCCCGCCUGCCUACGGAUGGAAUUUUCGCGGUUGACGCAUUGCUAGAGCGACCACAACCCACGGUGCAGGAUGCUGUUCAAUGGCAGUGGCGCGACGAUCGGGGCGUCUGGCGACCAUAUUCUUCCAUUGAUUCGAGAAUGAUUGAAGCCGCACAUUUAAAUUCAGAUGAUGAGAUAAGUCUCAGCACGCUUGGUCGUACCUAUACGAUUGAUUUCCACUCUAUGCAGCAGAUAAACGAGGAUACCGGUACGACGCGGUCAGUGCAAAGAAAAAUUAACCACCAAAUGCUUGCCCAACAAGGAGCUGCGGCAGCAGCCGCAGCAGAAGCUGCAGCAGCGGCAGCCGCAGUUGUAAUCGUGAGUCCCCCAAGCAUGGGUGGUAGUUCAACGUCUGCCACGCCAGCUGAGGUUAGUGGGAUCGCUACAGGAUGCUCGGAUGGAGUAGCUACAUCCUGCGCUGCUGUGGGUGUGGGCACUGGAUCCCUGAAUUUAGCCACGAGACCACCAAAUGCCCAACGCGACGCGCGAAUCGCGUGCUUGAAAGAGGAACGCGGCCUUGCGGCGGAGUUUAUUCGUAAUCUGUUUUCGGUGCUAUAUGAGGUGUACAGUUCAUCAGCAGGGCCUUCGGUGCGGUACAAAUGUCUACGAGCGCUGCUUAGGAUGGUUUAUUUCGCUAACGGUGAUUUGCUGCGAGAUGUCCUUAAAAACCAGCUUGUCUCAUCGCACAUAGCAGGUAUGAUGGCCUCGAACGACAUGCGUAUAGUGGUUGGUGCGAUGCAGAUGGCAGACAUUUUGAUGCACAAGUUACCCGAAGUCUUUGGCAUGCAUUUCCGCCGGGAAGGAGUGAUGCAUCAGUUCAAGCAGCUGACCGACCCUUCGAUUCCGAUUUGUGCAGCACCAUCCCCGAAAUCGACAGGCGGUACACAAAGUGCACCGGCAUCUGCCACAAUCCUUCCGAGCGGCGGAAGCAGCCAGACAUUUGAUUUUGAUAGCAGCGCCAUCGCAUCAAGCUCGAAAGCAGCAGCUGGCCAUGUUGCGAUAGCCAUUGGAGGCAAUGCGGGAGGGUCGCACGUGAAAAAUCUUUCCUCGGCGAUGAUGAUGGCUAGCAGCAAGAUGAGUUCUCAUCAUCAUCAUCAGCAUCUCUCGCACCAUCUACAUCAGCAGCAGCCAUCGUCAUCGGCAUCGACGCUGGCUGUAGCCAGUGGUAGUGGUAGCGGCAGUUACACAUCGACAACCGCAAGUGCAAACGCGAUGACCCUUAACAAAACUUCCUCGCUGCGACAGCAGGCAGUACAUCAUCAUCAUCAUCAUCAUCUGUUGAAUUUGAUGCCACACACCGUUGCGCCGGGAAGCGGGCAAGUCGCAAGCGCCGGUCAGCAUUUGCCUGUGGCAAGUUUACACCACUUGGACCCAAGCACCACUGGGGCUAUUGUCCAGCCGAUCGUACAGCCCACUCCUGGCACCUCAAUUGUGACGGCAACGGUAACAACUACGAGCAAUGGAAAUAUUUUGCUAAACGCCAUUUAUAACUCGGCAGCAGCCGCAGCGAUGAACCCGAUAAAUCAACAUCAGGCUUAUCCACAACCACACGCUCAUCCGCAUUCUCUGCCUCAUCAUCAUGGCCAUCAUGCGCAACAACCGACUGGGGCUACGGUGACACAUAUCUACCAGCCACCGCAUCACUUUUCGGAUGCUUUCAGUGGUUAUAACGUAGCUGUUACAGAUCAAACGAACGUUGCACUAUUGGCAGGCACUACCGUUGUUGGAGCUCCCAGUGGAGCAACACCUGUGAUGGUUAACAAUAGCACUGCUGGAACGCUUGCUGGUAGUUCCACGCAAGGUAUUGGCGUUCCGUCGAGCAGUAAUUCCUCGGCAUCCCUGGCCGUUGGAGGGCAUCAUUCUCACGACAAUAGCAGCAGUGCGAGCAAUUCGGGGCAGUUGAAGAUGUCCGACAUUUUGAAGCGCAAGGUACCACCGAAACGAAAGUCUCAGGGAAGCUCCAAAUCUAAAUCUCGUCAUGAAGAGAGUCAUGGUGGCAGUGGUGCAGGAUCUUCCUCAUCUGGAAACGGAGCCACAGCGGCAUCUACCAGUGGAAACAGUGGUUCUGGAGGAGUGUCUUCGGUCAUGCAAGAAUUCAUUAACAAGGCUACGACGAUGGGGGCUGGAUCAUCUUCUUCCGGAAGACAUACCCCGGCGUCCGGAUCAGGUUCGUCCCGAUCGAGAUUUACAGGUGCUUCGUCGAAAACAACUUCCUUCUUGGCAUCACUUAAUCCUGCACGCUGGGGGCGACAGUCGUCUUCAUCCUCAGCAGCAUCUACAUCCCACCACGCUUCGUCGUCUGGUUCCGGAUAUAGCAAAGAUGGAAGCGGUAGCAGUUCACUAAAUAAGAGCCAUUCGAAUUCGAACCUCAUUGCUGCAGGCAAUCGCGAGAAGGCUCGCCAAUGGAUUCGUGAUCAAGCAGUAGUCUUUGUCAAUCGUUAUUCAGCAGAUACGGCAAACGUUACAAUUGGUGGCGCAGGUGGCGCUAGUGGUGGAGUUUUGCAGCAGCACCCGGCGUGUACAAUCUUAAUUCGGCUCACUGAAGCCAUACGAAAGUUGGACGGCCAUAAGGACGAAUGCCUUGGAGCACUGAAGGAACUACGGAACAUUCUGAUGGAAAGUGAUAUAUCUCCGUUCGAAGUGAAUCAUUCGGGUCUAAUUCGCGCGAUGCUGAACUACAUGGCCAAUGACGAGAAUCCAUUGGUUGAAAGAGCAACGCGUUUGAGAAUGUUCUUGCAUGUGUUUGCUGGGCUGCCACUGGAUGCCAGCUACUCGCAAACGGGAUCGGAUGGAUCGACUUGCAUAACUGGGGUAGCCUUUAGUGCAUUUGUGGCCAAAUUAAAUGGAUGCGUAACUCAGCUAGAGCAGUUUCCCGUAAAGGUGCACGAUUUUCCCGCAGGCGUCGGUGGACGAUCCAAUACAAGUGCUCUUAAAUUCUUCAACACACAUCAACUGAAGUGUAAUCUUCAACGCCAUCCAGAAUGUACAAAUUUGCGCCAGUGGAAGGGUGGUACCGUGAAAAUUGAUCCCCUUGCAUUAGUGCAGGCCAUUGAACGAUAUUUGGUCGUCCGUGGGUACGGUGGUAUACGCGUAGAUAGUGAAGAGGAUUCUGAAGAAGACAUUGACAACAUCGAUGCAGCAGCCAUGAUUUCAAUGGGUGGACUGAAGCACAAACUACAAUUUUUGAUUGGCGAACACAUUCUACCGUACAACAUGACUGUAUACCAAGCUAUCCGACAGUACUCGCCGCUGGUCAACGAUCAGUCCGAGACAGAUACCGAUACCGAAACGCCAAUAGGAAGUGCUAGUAUAUGGGUACAGCAACAUACGAUCUAUUACCGUCCGGUGACAGACGAAUCGGGAAGUUCGAAUAAGGGUCCCUCGGGCUCAUCUCGAAAAAAUAGUAAAAACUCAUCGCAAUCGAAGAUCAUUCGUCGUAAACCUGAGUUCUGGAUUGACGGUCAAGUUCCGGCGAUUGUAUCUCCACUUGGUCCAUUCCUCACAUCCAAGCUACCGGAUGUUGUUACGGUACAAGAUGCGUCUCUAGACGCCCUGUGUAUGCUGCGUAUCAUAAACGCGCUCAAUCGACACUGGGCCACAUUAUACUUCUCGGUGCCACAGGUUCCCAUCGUUCCACAAAUUGAGUUUAUCCAUUCAAAGAUUGCAGCCAAGGCUAGUCGUCAGCUACAGGAUCCACUAGUGAUUAUGACAGGAAAUUUACCACAAUGGCUUCAGCAGAUUGCGGUUGCAUGUCCGUUCCUUUUUCCUUUUGAAACACGUCAUUUGUUAUUUUACGCAGUCUCGUUCGAUCGAGACAGAGCACUACAGCGGCUGCUCGAUACUACACCUGAUCUCAAUUCGGCUGACACGAGCGAACGUGUGACACCGCGUCUCGAUCGUCGAAAACGAGCCAUUUCGCGAGAAGACAUUUUGAAGCAGGCAGAAUCGAUCAUUCAAGACUUUGGACACUCGAAGGCACUGCUGGAAAUUCAGUACGAAAACGAGGUCGGCACGGGUCUGGGGCCAACGCUCGAGUUCUACGCGCUGGUCUCGACGGAACUGCAACGCUGUGAUUUAGGCUUAUGGAAUGAUAGUGAUAGCUAUAAAAACAAUAAUCAACAAUCGACUACGAUCGCGGAUAACAUCGUUAAAUCGUCAAUGAGUGGGGGUGUCCUAGAUGAUGGAAGCUUAGAUACAACCACGAUGACGACAACCGCUACGACGAUUGCUUUGGUUAAUAUGACGAUGACCCGUUCAUCGAUUGGAUCAAAUCGCGGCAGUGAUGAGACAGCCAACAAUAGCGUCAGUGGAAUUAGCGACGACAACAGCAGUUUCAUGAUCAGCAAUGAUAAUUCCCUGAAUAUGUUAAUUGAGCAAUCGGAUCAAUUGCUCCAGCUGAAUCCCCAACAGGCAGAAUUGGAAAACAAUUCAACGCCUCCACCAGCUCUGCCCCCGUCAUCUUUAGUCGACGUGGAAGGACUGAUGAUAACACCACUCUCAAGCAACGGUGGUAGAGGAAGUACUGCGGACAGUUCAGUUGCUGUGGGAACGGGCAUCGUUUCGUACGUGAAUGCCCCUCGAGGACUAUUUCCGAUUCCGCUCAGCAAGACGGCAAAGACAUCACAAAUCUCUCGUCUGAAACAUAAAUUCAAGUUCUUGGGAAAAUUUAUGGCCAAAGCUGUUAUGGAUAGUCGCAUGCUCGAUUUACCCUUUUCCAUACCGUUUUAUCGUUGGAUGCUGAGUGAGGAAGGCUCGAUCGGCUUAGCCGAUCUGGGUCAGGUAGCGCCAGAAGUACAGAGCACAUUGCUCCGUUUGAAUGAAAUCGUGAAGCAACGGGACCAAAUUCAGGCAGAUCCGGCUCUCAAUGCCAUGGAAAAGACUGAAAAGAUCGAAAUGCUAGAUUUGGAUGGGUGUCCAAUAUCCGAUUUGGGUCUUGAUUUUGUUCUCCCUGGUCACCCGAACGUCGAGCUGCGGCGUGGUGGGCGAGAUAUGGCGGUUACGAUCAACAACUUGCAUCAGUACAUUUCUCUCGUGACACAUUGGUUCUUAGCCGAAGGAGUAUCACGCCAAUUUGAGGCACUACGUGAAGGAUUCGAUACGGUGUUCCCUAUGAAUCGUUUGCAGAUGUUCUAUCCCGAGGAGUUGGAGAACGUUUUCUGCGGUUCUGGUAUCGGUGGAUCACAGCAACAGCGUUGGGAUUCCCGAAUGCUUGCCGAAAGCUGCCGAACAGAUCACGGCUUCAGCCAGGAUUCUCCGGCGAUUCAAUUUUUCUACGACAUUCUUGCAACAUAUAAUCGAGAAGAGCAACGUCUAUUUCUACAAUUCGUCACCGGUAGUCCGCGGUUGCCGACAGGAGGAUUCAAAGCUCUUACGCCACCGCUGACGAUUGUGCGUAAAAAGAUGGAUGGCAAUCAGAACCCAGACGAAUAUCUGCCUUCGGUAAUGACUUGCGUAAACUACCUGAAAUUACCGGAUUAUUCGAAUCGCGAGGUGAUGCGUCAAAAGCUGAAGAUUGCGGCCAGUGAAGGAAGCAUGAGUUUCCAUCUCUCGUAAACAGUAGUCGUCUCUUCUUAUCGCUCCUUUGCAAAAGGCGAAAAGGGAAUGAGUUUGUGUGUGCGUGUUCACGUUACUUGUGUUCGAGCGCCUGCGAGGAGCCCUUACCGGUGAUUUGCAGUAGCAAUAUUUUCUGCCCGGUGUGUCGUACUUCGAGCAUGCUUACUUCUUUGUGCAUAAUAAUCAAACAAUUCAGAGCAAGCAAUGGGUGGCCAUGUAAACAAUGUCUAAAACUCUAUUCCUUUGUGUAGUAGCAAAAAUACAUUGUUGUACGAAUUCUCGCCCGAUAUUCCCGUACAGGUGUGCUUGUGCCACAGAGGGCGGAGCGGUGAGCGCGAACGAUGUAAAUAAUCUUUUUCUUUAGUGUCCUGCUAUACAGCUCAUAAAUCAUAAUGGAUUAUGAAACUAUCAUUAUGGGAAUAACUUAAGAUUAAUAAAAAGCAGAAAAGAAACAAAACAAGCCAUGAGUCGCAUGACGGUUUUUUGCGGAAUAUAAUUGAAUGAAAGUUUAUACUAUCGGCAUUAUCACCGCCGUGUUCGCAUUGAAAGGUCCCGUCAUCGUCAUUCCUCGAGAAUCAGACCAAUGGUGAAAGGCCAACGAUUCUUCAGUGGGUUUUGUUAUCAAUCACACAGAAGGAAGAUCCAGCAAUGUGCGAAUUGAGCUAAUCGAAGAUCGUUAUUGGCCCAAGUAGGAACUCAUUGAGAUUUCUUGUUGCAGCGAGAUAUUCACGUGUGCAACUGACGUUCAAAGCGUUGCAAGCAACUGUAGAGAUAAGAUAAGGGAUGAACCACACAUGCACGGAAAUGCUAUUAUGAGCUGGUUUUGAAAUCCUUUUAAGGGCUUCGCAGAUUGAUUCUGGUUGAGUAAAAGCUUUAGUUCAAGUAAUUUCAAUUGCCACAUUUGGGUGGGACACAUGUUUAUACAAUCCCACCGGAUGAAUUCAAUAUUAUCGGUAGUUGAAAAGAAAACCAGUCUACUACCGUGUGUAUAUUUUAAACAAAGUUCGAAUGCUCCUAUGUAGUGUUUGAUGAAUCUUCGAGAAAAAUCAAACACUCGAUAAAUGAAAAACGUUCACAGAGAUACGGCGAAGCGCUGGAGUCAUAGUUACAAUAAAUGGAAUCGAAUCACGGAACAUAGUGAAAGGCAAAAAACAAUCGCUAGAGUUAAAGUUAGCAAUGACGAGAGUGGGAAAUGCAUUGAACGAAGUAGUUGUUUUAAUAUUACUCUUAAGUGUAGAGUUUUCUUAUGUUCAUAACAACAUUUCUAACAAGGGGGUGCAUAUUAUGAAGAUCCAAACGAUCAAAAACGUGUUGGGGUUUUCCUAAUCAACAACUUAUAUUUCGCGGUAAGCCAGAAUAGAACAUUUAAUUUUUUAAUGCAAAUACAUUUGUUAGGCUUCAUUUCGAUAUUGUUUGUUUGCGUUGGAUAACUAACUUGUUUCGAUAAGGAAACAUUAUAGGGGAAAGUAAUUUUAAGAUAAGGUUUGAGCUGUAACAGUAGCGUCUCAAAAGUUAAUCAGCUAUUAACCAGAAUCGAUGGUACAAGACACGAUUCGUAGCAAAAAAAGAUAGAAGGAAAUAAAUUCUACAUCUUAAAUAAGCAUCCCGGUGCAGACACAAAUUCUACCCAGAAUCAGUGAUCAUAAUCGAUACCUAAUAUCGUUGGUAGUGUUUAAGUAUAUUCGCUACAGUGUGAGAAGUAUAAGCAUAUACAUAAAAAUAAUAAAAUUCAAAGGUCAU
Molecule: messenger RNA, 10959 nt
Organism: Anopheles nili
Lineage: Eukaryota; Metazoa; Arthropoda; Insecta; Diptera; Culicidae
Gene: ctrip
Product: E3 ubiquitin-protein ligase TRIP12
Exons: 8
Coding region: 31-9219 (3062 amino acids)
Biological process (GO): proteasome-mediated ubiquitin-dependent protein catabolic process; regulation of double-strand break repair; protein polyubiquitination
Cellular component (GO): nuclear speck
Molecular function (GO): ubiquitin protein ligase activity; zinc ion binding
Source: RefSeq, a predicted model, not a curated record